GCGAGACGACCAAGGAGUUUAAGUGCAACAACAAGCUGAUCGGCGCGCGGGCGUUUUACCAGGGCUUUAAGAGCGCCAACGGGAUGAAUCUCGCCGGUGACUGGCUGUCUCCCCGCGACGCCAACGGCCACGGCACGUGGUGUGCGGGCGCUGCAGCGGGCAACAGGGGCGUGCCCAUGGCGGGCGGCAAGGCGAGUGGCAUGGCGCCAGCAGCGCGCCUGGCGAUGUACAAGGUGUUCUGGAUGAACAAAGACGGCGACACGUUUGCAGACGAGUCAGACAUCAUCGCAGCCGUCAAUCAGGCCGUGGCGGACGGCGUGGAUGUGAUCUCGCUGUCCCUGGGCGGCGUGAACCCGAUGGACACCUACUUCGAUGACAUCGCUUUCCUCAACGCCAAUCUCGCGGGAGUGUUUGUCGCCUUUGCGGCGGGCAAUGACGGGCCGCCCCAGGGCUUCCGCACCCUUGACAACUACGCACCCUUCUAUCUCACAGUGGGAGCCACUCCAUUGCCCGAGGGGGCCUGACUCUCGCCAGCUCACCAAAGUCAUCCAGGGCAGCAGCUGCCAAUGAAACGUCAGUCUCAGCCUUGCCAUCAGCAGGCG
Messenger RNA from Closterium sp. NIES-67, 602 nucleotides. The record is from the annotation of a GenBank genome assembly. NCBI's taxonomy places the organism in Eukaryota, Viridiplantae, Streptophyta, Zygnematophyceae, Desmidiales, Closteriaceae.